UCGGCCCUAACUCUUAGUGGCGUGAGCACCGUUGGCUGCCUCUUGCCUAUUGUCUUAUGGCCUCGCAACUUGUCAUUAGCUCGGUUCUGGCAGAAUGACUAAGUCUCUCUCGGUAAUCAUUUUCUUGCAAGUCGUUAGCAGUGUUUUCCCGAAGGAUUUACCUGAUUAUAUCGAAGUAUGCAAGCGCGAUCAGAGCACGAUCAACUCGUGCGUUCGCAAAUCCAUCGAGAGGCUGCGACCAAAACUAGCUGAAGGCAUACCGGAGUUUGAGGUGCCGCCCAUAGAACCCUUCUACAUUCCUGAGUUGAUCGUCGACAGCGGCAACCUGAUCCAGUUCCACGCGGUGGGCAAGGACGUGCAGGUGUCGGGCGCGGGGAACUUCUCUAUUAAAAAUGUCGACGUGGACCUGGAGUCCCUGCGCAUCAGCGCGCGCGUGCGUUUCCCGCGGCUGCACUUCGUGGGCCGGUACGUGCUGGACGCGCGGCUGCUCGUGCUGCCGCUGCACGGCGCCGGCACCAUCGUUGCUGACGCCAUAAAGUGCGACACGGAGAUAGUGCUGCACUCGCGGCUGGUGGAGCGCGAGGGUGUGGAGUACGUGCAGUUCUCGGCGCUGGACGUGCGCCUGGACGUGCGCGACUACCGCGUGCGCCUCGACGGGCUCUUCGACGGCAACAAGGCGCUCGGCGAUGCGGCGAAUGAAGCCAUCAAUCAAAGCCGCGAGGAGAUCCUCCGAGCCACCAAGCCCUACGCCGAGAAAACUGUCUCCAACCUGUUCCUUGACACUGCCAAUAAGAUUGCUAAUAUAUUCCCCUUCGAUCAGCUGAUACCGCAGUAGCGGACUCUACACUGC
Molecule: messenger RNA, 850 nt
Organism: Cydia amplana
Lineage: Eukaryota; Metazoa; Arthropoda; Insecta; Lepidoptera; Tortricidae
Exons: 6
Coding region: 95-835 (246 amino acids)
Source: RefSeq, a predicted model, not a curated record